UCCUCAUUCUUCUUCUUUCUUCUUGUAUUUACUGACCCCUUUUUGUUUAGAUUGGAAAUUUCAAAUUCAUUAUAGGAUGUCGUCCUUCGACUCAUUUCCUAAUGAGGACGAACCCCAGAACCUGUCCCCCACCAUUCAACCUUUCAAUGACGAUGGUUACAUGGGCUACGACUCGUCGUUCAACCCUCCCACCCAAGUCGACUUCUCCUCCUCCGACCCACCACCUCCGUCUCAACCACUCCACUCGGAUUUUCAUGACGAUGUUGUUCUUCCCAACGAGCAGCAGCAGCAGCACUCACCUGACCCCUACGGAGGAGGAGGGUUUGGAAUUGAAGCCUCCAACCCCAACCCCAAUGACUACGCGUUGCCAUUUGAUUCGGCGGUUUCUGAGAGCAAUGCAGAUGGUAAUAAUGAGGGUGACAUUUUCACUUCCGAUGGGCCGGUGCUUCCGCCUCCAGAACAAAUGCGUGAGGAAGGCUUUGCACGCCGUGAGUGGCGCCGUCUAAAUGCCAUUCAUCUUGAGGAAAAGGAGAAAAGAGAAAAAGAGAUGCGAAAGCAGAUUAUUGAAGAAGCUGAAGAGUUUAAACGGGCCUUUUAUGAGAAAAGGAAGCUCAAUUGUGAAUCUAACAAAGCUAACAAUAGAGAAAGAGAGAAGCUGUACUUGGCCAACCAAGAAAAGUUCCACAAAGAAACUGACCAGCAUUACUGGAAAGCAAUAGCGGAGCUCAUUCCUCGAGAGGUUCCUAAUAUUGAGAAGAAGAGAGGGAAAAAAGAUCCUGAUAAGAAGCCUUCAAUCGUUGUCAUCCAGGGUCCCAAACCUGGGAAACCUACAGAUCUUUCACGAAUGCGCCAAAUUUUUUUGAAGCUAAAACAGACCCCUCCUCCACACAUGAUGCCUCCUCCACCGACACCUGCCAAAGAUGGCAAGGAUGCAAAGGACGGAAAGGAAGGAAAGGAAGGGAAAGACACAAAGGACGAAAAUGAUGGAAAGGAAGGGAAAGACACAAAGGAAAGGAAGGAUCCAAAGAAUGAAAAAACAAAUACACCAACUGCAGUUGGAAAAACACCAAUCUCACCUUCCAAAGGUGUUACUGAUAAUGGUACAAAGGAUGCUUCAACACCAAAGGCUCCUGCUGAACCAAAAGUUGAGCAAACUGGUGAACAUGAGGGUCAGCUACCUGCUGAACCCAAAGGUGAGCAACCUUUAGAACCCAAGGGUGAGCAACUCGCUGAUGCAAGGCCAACCCUUAAAGAGUGAUGUUACAUCCUGCUAUUUUAAUUUUUUUUAUUUUCACUCAUCAGGAAGAAUAAGCACAGUCAUAUAUUGAUGCUCCAGAGUCUGCAGCAUGAAGUGUACAGUCUGCAGAGAUUUCUUUCCAACUUGCUUUAGGGUUUUGUAGGUUAGCUUCAUAAGUGAACUACUUUUUUGUGUUCACUCUUUUUAUGUUGACUACUUAGCUAUUUGAAAUUGCAUAUGUUCUAUGGUUUGGCUUCCUAAUACUUGGGUAUUGUACUUGUUCAUCUCUAACCAUCAGUUUGAAUAUAUGUUGAAAGGCAAGGUAU
Messenger RNA from Rosa rugosa (rugosa rose), 1563 nucleotides. Its product is annotated as clathrin light chain 1. Gene Ontology annotation, molecular function: structural molecule activity; clathrin heavy chain binding. The record is from RefSeq and is a predicted model, not a curated record. The transcript is spliced from 3 exons. Bases 77 to 1258 code for a protein of 393 amino acids. Gene Ontology annotation, biological process: clathrin coat assembly; intracellular protein transport; clathrin-dependent endocytosis. Gene Ontology annotation, cellular component: clathrin coat of trans-Golgi network vesicle; clathrin coat of coated pit; plasma membrane. NCBI's taxonomy places the organism in Eukaryota, Viridiplantae, Streptophyta, Magnoliopsida, Rosales, Rosaceae.